UACAAAUCUACGUGUGAUCCGUCGUCGGUGCUUAACGUCAAGUCGUUCGAUAACACCUGAUUGUGACUUAUUGCUGUUGACAUGUCCCCACUUUAUGUAUAAAAGAUGACGAGUUUUGAAGAAAAGGAGGCCAAUAUCCUCUACGAAUUACUUGUACAUGCAGAAUGGCCGUUGGAGCAAGAAGUUAUUGGAGGUGGCGCUAUCAGCCUUGGAGGGAACUUCUUUUACCGGACCAUAACUCAGACACCAGCUAACAUAUGGGCAUUGGCAUCAUCACUAUGGGCUUAUAUCAGGUCCUCACCAGCAGUGCCACCAGACUUAGCUAAACUUGUUGGUGGCGGAUCUGGAUGGCAGCUUGGAGUUGGAGCUCAAGGAGCAGUUGUUGUCAUAGUCCAGGCAUCAUCUUUGGAGAUCCGAGCAAAGAAAGAUGACUUUGCUUCCGUAGUUGGAAAGAAUGUAAACUUGUAUGCAGAUCCAUUUCCAUCAUGGAGAAGAGUUGCUUGGUCAGCAGAUUGCUCAAUGGUUGGAGUUGCUUAUAGUUCUGGUGCUGUAGAAAUCUUCAACACACUUGGUACAAUCUAUCUUCACUAUUUAUCCCCCAAGAUUCCGUGAAGGAGUAACCCAGCUUGACACCAGCAUGCCCUUGCAGCACUUCUCUUCUGUGAUAUUAGAA
Molecule: messenger RNA, 673 nt
Organism: Macrobrachium nipponense
Lineage: Eukaryota; Metazoa; Arthropoda; Malacostraca; Decapoda; Palaemonidae
Product: NBAS subunit of NRZ tethering complex-like
Exons: 5
Coding region: 106-612 (168 amino acids)
Biological process (GO): retrograde vesicle-mediated transport, Golgi to endoplasmic reticulum
Cellular component (GO): Dsl1/NZR complex
Molecular function (GO): SNARE binding
Source: RefSeq, a predicted model, not a curated record